Triticum turgidum subsp. durum (durum wheat) is the source of this 1572-nucleotide messenger RNA. Lineage: Eukaryota; Viridiplantae; Streptophyta; Magnoliopsida; Poales; Poaceae. The record is from the annotation of a GenBank genome assembly.
AUGGAGAUGGAGCUCAACCUUGUCUCCUACGUGUCCAUCGCCCUCUUCGUCCUCUCGGCCGCGUACGUCUACCGCACGACGCGGAGCCGGUCGCCGAGGCAGCGGCUCCCGCCGGCGCCGCCCGGGUGGCCCGUGAUCGGCCACCUCCACCUGCUGACGGACAUGCCCCACCACGCGCUGGCGGAGCUGGCCAAGACCAUGCGCGCCCCGCUGCUCCGGCUCCGGCUCGGCAGCGUCCCGGCCGUGGUGAUCUCCAAGCCCGACCUGGCCCGCGCCGCGCUCACCUCCAACGACGCCGCCAUGGCGUCCCGCCCCCACCUCCUCUCCGGCCAGUUCCUCUCGUUCGGGUGCUCCGACGUGACCUUCGCACCGGCCGGGCCGUACCACCGCAUGGCGCGGCGGGUGGUCGUCUCCGAGCUCCUCUCGGCGCGCCGCGUCGCCACCUACGGCAGCGUCCGGGGCAAGGAGCUGCGCCGCCUGCUCGCGCACCUCACCAAGAACACCGCGCCGGGGACGCCCGUUGACCUCAGCGAGUGCUUCCUCAACCUCGCCAACGACGUGCUCUGCCGCGUGGCCUUCGGCCGCCGCUUCCCGCACGGCAAGGACGACAAGCUCGCCGCGGUGCUCGCCGAGGCCCAGGACCUCUUCGCCGGGUUCACCAUCGGGGACUUCUUCCCUGAGCUCGAGCCCUUCGCGAGCACCGUCACGGGCCUCCGCCGCCGGCUGAAGAGCUGCCUCGCGGACCUCCGCGAGGUCUGCGACGACAUCGUCGAGGAGCACGUGAGCGGCAAGCACCAGCGCCUCCCCGGCGACCGCGACGAGGACUUCGUCGACGUGCUCCUCCGCGUCCAGAAGUCGCCCGACCUCGAGGUCCCGCUCACCGACGACAACCUCAAAGCCCUCGUCCUGGACAUGUUCGUCGCCGGCACGGACACGACGUUUGCGACGCUGGAGUGGGUGAUGACGGAGCUGGUGCGCCACCCGCGCAUCCUGCAAAAGGCGCAGGAGGAGGUCCGGCGGGUGGUGGGCGGCAAGGGCCGGGUGGAGGAGUCGGACCUGGCGGAGCUCCACUACAUGCGCGCCAUCAUCAAGGAGACGUUCCGGCUGCACCCGGCAGUGCCGCUGCUGGUGCCGCGGGAGACCGUGGCCGCGUGCACGCUGGGCGGCUACGACAUCCCGGCCAAGACCCGCGUCUUCAUCAACACCUUCGCCAUGGGCCGGGACCCGGAGAUCUGGGAGGACCCGCUGGAGUACUCGCCGGAGCGGUUCGAGGUGGCCGGCGCCGGCGGCGAGAUCGACCUCAAGGACCCGGACUACAAGCUGCUGCCGUUCGGCGGCGGGCGGAGGGGGUGCCCCGGGUACACGUUCGCGCUGGCCACCGUGCAGGUCUCGCUGGCCAGCCUGCUGUACCACUUCGAGUGGGCGCUGCCCGCCGGCGUGCGCGCCGAGGACGUGAGCGUGGAGGAGACCUUCGGGCUGGCCACCAGGAAGAAGGAGCCGCUCUUCGUCGCCGUCAGCAAGAGCGACGUGUACCAGUUCAACGGGGAGGAACUCAACGAGUUGGUUAGGUGA